Messenger RNA from Cylicocyclus nassatus, 561 nucleotides. The record is from the annotation of a GenBank genome assembly. Lineage: Eukaryota; Metazoa; Nematoda; Chromadorea; Rhabditida; Strongylidae.
AAUAACGAAUGGAUUGUUGAUGACCUUGCAUUCGAAACGGUCCUCUUUGAAGGUAGCACAAGCGACUUCGACUAUCCCGUGGCAACGUUCACGUUUCAAAUCCAACGCCAAUCUUCAAUUUACGUUGUCACCAUAAUUAUACCUUCAUUCGUACUUACAAUACUCUGCGUGCUUGGGAUGUUCUGGCCUAAAUCCGAUCAAACUGAUUACUUAGGCCAAGUUGGGUGCGGCCUUUCGGUGGUCCUUGCAAUGUGCGCUAUCCUUCAGAUCGCUAAGCAGGAUAUACCCAAGACUAACGAGUUGCCCUCCUUGUCAGUUUACAUCAUGGUGAAUUUGCUCAUAGUGGCUGUUGCUAUAUCGUGUAUGAUCGUGUCGUCCAAGCUUGGCCACUCGUCAAAGUUCGGCAUGUGUCGCGCAUUCAAAAGGCACUUCCAUCGAUUGUUCCAUAGAUUGAACGUGGAGUUCCGAGUCAUUUGCUUGCUUAUGUUUACAGCAGCGACAAUUAUCAACCUACUGAUACUAAUAUUAAAAGUGUGAAAGACCUGCCGAUGUAGUUGUCCU